CCCUGCUCCGCCGUCGCCGCUCCCCCGGCUCUGUUGGGGAUGCGCGGCCGCCGCCUCCCAGCUCCCCGCGCGGUUAUCAUCCCCGCCGCUCCGCUCUCCCGCAUCACCGCUCGCCUGCCCGCACCGCGCUGACGUGCGCUGGUUGCCGGGGAGGACCCUGCCCGCCUUCUCUCCCCGCCAUCAAACUUUGCUCCUCCGCACCGGCGCUGCCCGCACAUGGCAUCCCACGGCUGAACCCGCCGCUCGUCCAUCCCUGCCAUGUGUCCUCGGUGCCCCGGUGGCGAUGAAGCAGCGAUGAUGGCCGCCGGUGGGACCCUCCGUCCCCGCAGACCGGACCAGGGACAGCCGGGGGAACGACCGCCGCUACGGCUGGUGCUCACCGUCGCGGCGUGGCUGGGCACCGGCACCGCUCUGGCCGGCCUCAACAAAUGGAUUUUCUCCGCCCACGGUUUUCGCUACCCUCUGCUGCUCUCCUCCCUGCACAUGCUGGCGGCCGUGGCUCUGGGCUACCCGCUGGGCUGGGUACGAGGACCGCCGCCGCCCGUCCGGCCCCGCGCGCGGAUUUACCUGCUGAGCCUCACCUUCUGCGGCAGCGUGGCUUUGGGCAACCUGGGGCUGAGCCUGGUGCCGCUGGACGCAGCUCAGGCCGUGCACGCCACCGCCCCGCUGGCCACCCUGCUGCUAUCGGCGCUGCUGCGGGGCCGCCGGCACCAUCCGCUGCAGUACGCGGCCAUGGGACCGGUUUGCGCCGGGGCUGUGUGCAGCAUCGCCGGAGGUGUCCGCUUCCACCAGCCCGGGGGCUGCGUCCUCCUGGCUGCCACCGUCCUGCGUGCCCUCAAGUCGCUGCAGCAGAGCCUGCUGCUGCAGGAGGGCCGCCUGGACGCCGUGUCCCUGCUGUGCCUCACCGCCCUGCCCAGCUUCUGCCUGCUCUUUGGGGCAGCCGUGGCACUGGAGGUGGCCCCAGCGUGGCAGGGCGUGCUGCACUACGACGGCUCGCUUUGGGGCUGCGUGCUGCUCAGCUGCCUGGGCUCCGUCCUCUACAACCUGGCCAGCUUCUGCGUCCUGUCCCUCACCUCUGCCCUCACCAUCCACCUCCUGGGCAACAUCACGGUGGUGGGCAACCUGCUGCUCUCCCGCCUGCUCUUCGGCAGCCGCCUGAGCGCGCUCAGCUACCUGGGCAUCGCGCUGACGCUGGCUGGGAUGUUCAUGUACCAGCAGCCACAGCUCAUUGCACGGCGCUGGGCCGUGUGGCUGCAGCACCGGCCCCCCCGGCACCAGUAGGGAUGGAGGUGGUGGGAUCUGAGUGUGGCACAGCUCUGCGUGAGCUGGUGUGCAAGGCUCUGUUUGCACGUCUGCGUGCUGCUGUGCUUGGCACCGAGAGCACAGGACUGUGCUGAUUUGCACAGCUCUGCGUGCACUGGUGUGCAUGGCACUGUGUGCACACGUCUGCUGGAGUGCAUCUGCGUGCUUGGCGCUGCGUGCACAAAACUGUGCUGAUUUGCACUGGUGUGCAUGGCACCGUGUGCAUACGUACGUGCUGGGGUGCACAGCACUGUGUGCUUGCAGGUGUGCAAGGCAGCGUGUCCAUGUAUGAGUGCUGGUGUGCGUGGCACUGUUUGCACACUUGUAUGCUGGUGUGCGUGGCACCGUGCCUGCUGGUGUGUGUAGCAACAUGCACAUGUGUGUGCUGGUGUGCACAGCACAUCUGUGCUGGUGUGCAUGGCACGAUAUGCCCACAAGUAUGCUGGUGUGCACAGCUCUGUGUCCUCACUCAGGGUGCUGGUGUGCACAGCAGCGUGUGCACGUGCGUGUUUGGUGUGCACACUGUGCAUGCACGCAUGUCAGUCCACAUGGCCAUGUUUAUGACCUGUACGUGUGUGUUCUGGACAUGCCAGUGUUUGUGUGCACAGCUCUGUGCAUGGGGCACACGUGUGCUGGUGUGCACGGGCUCUGCAGGUGUGAGUGCGUCUGCACGUGGCAGUGUGUGCAAGGAGUGUGUGAGUGCUGGUGCGUGAAGGUUCCACGUGUGCAAGCAGGUCUCAUACGUGUGGGCACGUGUGCUGCUGGGCAGUCUAUGCGUGUGGAGUGCGUGUGCAGAGCAUUUUGUGCAGGUGUGCACAGACUGUGUGUGCGAGUGGUGCUCCGUGCACAGCUUUGUGCUUGAGAGCAUGAGCCUGUCAGUGCGUGCACGAGCGUCUGUGCACAAGUGUGUGCAGAUCCUUGCAGGUGGGGAUCCUUACAGGCUCAGCUUGUGCACAGAUUCUGUGUGUGCCAGUGCAUUUCUGUGUGUGUGCACGUGUGCACAUCACUACUGAGCUCUGCUGGGUGGAGUGAGCAUGGGGCAUGCGUGCACACAGCUCCUGCCCCCAUGGGACGGAGGGUGUUGGACCCUUGGGGUGCUGCGUGUCACCUCCAUGCUGGUGUCCCAGUGAUGUCACCCUCCUGCUGUUGGUGAUGGCACGGUGGGCACGUUGGACACUGCACACUCAUGUGUAUUCCUGAGGAGGUGCAGUGGCACUGGGACAGCU
Messenger RNA from Lagopus muta (rock ptarmigan), 2528 nucleotides. RefSeq names its product solute carrier family 35 member E4 (gene SLC35E4). Gene Ontology annotation, molecular function: antiporter activity. The record is from RefSeq and is a predicted model, not a curated record. Bases 259 to 1281 code for a protein of 340 amino acids. The transcript is spliced from 2 exons. Gene Ontology annotation, cellular component: Golgi apparatus. NCBI's taxonomy places the organism in Eukaryota, Metazoa, Chordata, Aves, Galliformes, Phasianidae.